Molecule: messenger RNA, 1869 nt
Organism: Aspergillus ibericus CBS 121593
Lineage: Eukaryota; Fungi; Ascomycota; Eurotiomycetes; Eurotiales; Aspergillaceae
Exons: 3
Coding region: 98-1477 (459 amino acids)
Source: RefSeq, a predicted model, not a curated record
AUACUUCCGAAGAAGGGAAGUAUUAUGCGGUGGUGCUCGAGCAGGUGCAGGAAGUCGGGGUGGUUUAGCCAGCGAUGAUGCCGACGAUGAUGUAUGGAUGGCGCCUAAAACUCUUCUCUUUUACGCCAAACGGAAUGGCAGCUAUUGGCUCUCCAACUUCCCCGGUCUGCCCGUAGCGGACGCUUCUCCGCUGGUGGAUUUAACUGACAAAGAACUCACUUUUGAGUCGGAGUUGCUUCUGGCGAUUUCUAGCACCAUGGAAGGAAACCCGCUUCUUAAGCGUCACAAUUAUUUUGCCAGUUAUAAGAUGUGUGGAACAGUCUACGUGCUUCUGGAGAAGCGUGACACUCUGUUCCCCCUGACCCCUCUGUCCUCAUGUGGCUCUACUUUGGGAGUUAGAUCGGUGGACUCCAAUGAGGGUCUGCGACGGGCUCGUCCGACCUCGGAAUCCAUCGUGGGCAGUGAGGAAGGCCAAGAUGCCGACUGGAUGUCUUCUGGCCGGUCGUCUCCCGCUGGGGUCACCCGCAACGAAGGCCACGCUUCUUCGGUGGAUGGGAACAUGCAAGUUGGCUGGCAGAAUCUAGGGAGAAUUGUCCACAGGAACGGUCGUUUUCCUAGGGUCAAGUCGGGCUGGUCUGCUCCUCGCCACACUAAGCUCCCCUCAGUGGUCAGAUGGGACAAGCUUACCGAUGAUGACGGGAUCAUCAAGCCCAGCAACAGCGAGGGUCAUGCUUCUGUGGCCCUCUCUGAAGACAAACGGAUUUCUCAUCUUCAAGCUGCUAAAUACGACCACCACGCUUUGGUGAUCGACUCUAGCAAGGACAAGGCCACGUCCAGCAACGAACAAGCUGCCGAAAAGGGCCGACACAUGGCUACACAUCCUCUCAUUGUUGGCCAAGAUAUCCAGACCAACAAGAGCGAUACCGAGGACAAUGCGAGCAUCAAAUCCACGCUGGCACGCAACGGUUCCGCUUCCUCUGGGUCCACCUUUGCCGCGAAGCUUGCUGAUGCCACCGAUGCUCUGAAAGAGAAAAUGCCCUCGCUCACCCGGACCCCUUAUCCUCCCCUCUCAGGCUUUGACACCUCCCUUCUUCAACGCCUCCCUUCACCGUACGGCAACCUAUACCUUUCCCCUCCGACUAGCUCCUACCCUCACAAUCCAUCUUAUCCUUCCACUUCCCGGUAUGGCGCCGUAUCCGCCCCCUUGGAUGAUGGCCUGUCUUGCUGCCCCCCGCACGCGCUCGCUUACAAUGCAUAUCCCCGGGGAGAUUACAUGUCCCCUGCAUACAGACAACCGGUUGACCAUAUCGCUAAACACUGUCCAUCGUCUUCGGGGCCUGCUCCCACGUCUCCCGCGGCUUCUAUUCCUCCUGUGGCUUCUGUUCCCGCUGAGGCUCCGGCUCCGGCUCCGGAUUCCACCACGGCUCCGACACCCACGGUGGAUUCCAAGCCUGCUUAUGACGGCCCCGACUGGUAAACUGAUCAUAUCUAUUGGCCUGGUUUCUGAUCCAUCUAACAAGGACCAGCAUUCCCGAAUUGAUGAUCAUGGUUUAAUCGGGAUACUCGUUGAAUUGUUCGCUUUUUCGACAUGAUUGAUUGAUCGAGAUUGCUUUAUUUCCUUCGAUAUCUUGAUUUUGAUCUGAUUGCUUUUCUCUUCUCUGUGUUACGUAUUGCGUUCUUGCUUUCGUGAUCAAUUAAUUAAAAAUGAACUGAAGUUCCCCAAUAGUCACAGCUAUCCAAUGAUCUAUUCCUUUCUAGUCUUCUCUGCCCUUCUCUCUUCUUUUCUGUUCCAUUUUUCCCUUCACUCUUAUAAGAAACCCAACUCCACCUACCAUAUGAACUACCAACCCGUGAGAAACUAUUGAAAUG